Fusarium graminearum PH-1 is the source of this 739-nucleotide messenger RNA. RefSeq lists its product as uncharacterized. The record is from RefSeq and is a predicted model, not a curated record. Lineage: Eukaryota; Fungi; Ascomycota; Sordariomycetes; Hypocreales; Nectriaceae. Gene Ontology annotation, biological process: regulation of DNA-templated transcription. Gene Ontology annotation, molecular function: zinc ion binding; sequence-specific DNA binding. Bases 50 to 601 code for a protein of 183 amino acids. The transcript is spliced from 2 exons.
CGUUGUCACUCGUUACUGAGUGGCAUACAUAUAUACAGUCGCUUCAAUGAUGCCCCCAGCUGAUGAGGUCCCGGCUGUGUCCAGAAACUUCUUCUUACCGCCCGCCAUCGGGGCUACCAGUACCCUUGAUGCGAAAAAGAUCCAGACGACAAAGCUCUUGCAAGAUGCGCACAUGUUACAACAGCUCGAACAGUCUUACCACAUAGACCAAUUCCUCAACAACCCGUCGCCAAUUGAUGAGACAACCAUCACUUUUGCGGACAACAUCACCCAGGCGCUAGGCGACGCGCUACGAUCCACACCUUAUGAGUACCCUUCGUCGGAUGCUCCCACAUUCAAGAGACCGCACCGUCGACCCAAGCGACUAUCGCGACACAACACUGCCUCUUCUGUAGGAGGAAGCUCGGUGUCUCGCAAGUCGAAGCGCUGCUACCUAUGUGGCACGACUGAUACACCGCGCUGGCAAGAGGCUGGGCUUGGAAGUCGUCUGUUCUGCAAUGUUUGCGGACUGUUGCACUCCAAGAAAUUAACCAUGCGCAAGCAUCUUGCUCAGUCCAGUCGCGGGGAUACCAUGUCGACCACCGACAGCGCUUGGUCGUGACUAUCUAUUAAUUGUUGCCGAUGUCGCUGUUUAUUUAAUGUAUAUAAGCCGGAGUUUGGUCUUUUUUUUUUGGUCUAUCGCACUGGGUUUAGAGUAUAUAGAGGGUUGCGAUAUCGAAUUAAUACAGCAAUUAAUUAA